Messenger RNA from Lepisosteus oculatus (spotted gar), 5734 nucleotides. RefSeq names its product ribonucleoprotein, PTB-binding 2 (gene raver2). Lineage: Eukaryota; Metazoa; Chordata; Actinopteri; Semionotiformes; Lepisosteidae. Gene Ontology annotation, molecular function: RNA binding. The record is from RefSeq and is a predicted model, not a curated record. Gene Ontology annotation, cellular component: nucleus.
CCUGCUUCUGCUCACUUGCUACAGAGCUUUUCAAAAUGGCGGCUGCUUCCUCCAUAGAGCCGCCGAGCGUGAACGAUUUGAAACAGGAAAAUUCACCUUUUGCGGACUCGGAUAGCCCUGAGAGCCGACAAGAAGAAGACACGGGGUCCGAAGGUCCGAGCCUACGAGUUUUGCCUGAAUUAGAGCCGGAAGAAAUCGAAAAGAGGCUGGAAAAAACUCGCAGGGAGCUGAGCAACAGGAGGAAAAUCCUGAUUAAGAACCUACCCCAAGACAUUACCAACCAGGAGGUCCAUGAACUUCUAAAAGAGUACGAGUUGAAAUACUGUUAUGUGGACAGAAACAAAGGAACAGCGUUUGUGACCUUGCUGAAUGGGGAGCAGGCUCAGGAUGCCAUCCGGACAUUCCACCAGACAGCUAUCCGAGGGAAGGAGAUCUCGGUGCAGCUCCAACCCACGGACUCCCUUCUGUGCAUCACCAAUCUGCCACAUACCUACUCGGCAGUGCAGUUUGAGGAACUGGUGCGCACCUACGGCAAUAUUGAGAGGUGCUUUCUCGUUUACAGUGAGCUCACGGGCCACUCCAAGGGCUAUGGCUUUGUGGAGUACAUGAAGAAGGACUCUGCCUCCAAAGCCAGGUCAGAACUGUUGGGCAAGCAGCAGGGCGAUCGCACCCUAAUGGUACAGUGGACAGACGUCAACCAGCUCACUGCUGACCACCUUCAUUCCAAGUGCCUUUGUGUUGAUAAACUUCCUUCCGACUUCUCCGACACGGAUGAGUUGGCACAAAUUUUCUCCAAAACGUAUAAACCCGUCUUCUGCCAGCUUGCUCAGGAUGAAGGCAGUCCCAUCCGGGGUUUUGCUGUCAUUGAGUAUGAGACUGCAGAGCAGGCGGAGGCUGUCCUGACAGAGAUGGACAGGCAUGUGAUCAGGGGACACGAAGUGCGGGUUUCCUUUUGCACCCCUGGGACUUCAGGAAGGAGUACACUAGCUGCACUGAUUGCUGCACAAGGGGUGAUGUCUACCAACAAGAAGGGUCUUCUUCCUGAGCCAAGCCUUGCUCAGCUGAUGAGCAGCAUGAGUAACCCUGCUGUGCUGCAAGUGCUGUUGAGACCAUACCAGGCAGGCCCUGGCAAGCACGGAGGGAAGUUCACACGUCCACAGGGAAUGCCUUUUCUGCAUGGCCCUCCUCUGACCACAGCAUUGCUUCAGCUCAGCAAAGUUCAGCAGAAUGCCAUGUUGGGAAAUGGGCUAGUCUUGCAGAAUCUUUUACGGAUGCAGUUGGCUCAGCAGCAGCUUCUUCAAAUCAAGGAAAAACAGCUAAGCAAUGUGCCCAGCCUACUUGGUGAUCCUUCCAGAAUAUUACUGCAAAAGGCAAUGGGCCUGCGGGCUGCUAAUCCAAUAACCAUGGGAAAGGGACUGUUGGGAGACUCUCCUGAUGGGCUGUCCUCGGAAGCUGUGCAGGCAUCCUCUCAAGCCCCAGGAGGAGCAGCUGGGAUCAUGUCUUAUAUGCCCAGCAGGCAGCACCUGGGACACCCAGCCAGCGCAGAACAGGAUGGAGCUGCCGAGAAGCAGCCAGCCACGCUGGGAGCGUCAGUGGCGACUCCUACAAUGGCACAGAGCUUUCUCCCGGGCCUGAGCAAUUCCAUAAUGGGAGGCUUGCUCUCGGGAGGCGCUCAGAAACCGCAAACCCUACAAGGGAGCUGUGAAAGCAGCACUGGGGCGGUUCAAACUAGCAGCCAGACAUCACUGCUUGGAGAGCCACCGAAAGAACUGAAGUUGCCUUCAAAUCCAUAUCUGAACCUAGCUAGUGUGCUUCCGGGCAUGGUUUUACAAGGUCCUUCCAACACUAAACCUCAGGCUGUUCAGCAGCACAGUGGCGUUUAUGGCAGUGCUGUGACUCCAUCUGCUUCUCAGACAGCCGGCACCCAGUACACCACAGACAGCUCAAAUGAGUAUUCUCAACAGUAUGGACAAUACUCGCAGGAAGCCAUGCAGCAGUGGUACCAGCAUUACCAAGCACAGGGGUACACAAGUAAUAUCCAUGAGACGAGUGUGGGCGAGUAUGGGAAAGAGCAUGCUCAGAUGUCUGCCUAUGCACAGCCCACAUCCAGCUCUUCAGAGUCAUAUUAUGUCCAGGGAACUCCAACCACAUCCUAUGGAGAUUACAACUCUUACAUGCAAGCCGUCUCUCAGUACUAUUCUCAGACACAAAUGUCACAAGCGGCUUUACAGUCUUACCAAUCCAGAGAUGCCAGCAAGGAGGCUGACACAACAAAAUCUUCCUUAGGCAGUUCAGCACACUCUGCCAGCAAUGGCAGCAGCCAGAAUGUGCACCAGUCAGGGGCAGUGCAGGGCUACAGCUCUCUGCCAAUGAUGUCAAGCUACAUGACAGGGCAGCAUGGAACAGCAAGCUCUGCAGCAGCUUCCCAAGUGGGACAGGCUGCUGUAGACUGGAACCAGUACUACUAUAACCAGUCACGAGGUCAGAAGCGUGAAUUCUCUCAGCUGCCAUCUCAGGACAUGGCGUCAGAUGCGGGUUACGUUGGGCAGCACUCCCAGGGCCUGGGGGGUCAAUAUGCAGACUAUUACAAAAAGAAAAGGAUCUAAAAAGCUUGAAAUUUUGCCCUCCCUUUCACCCCAGAACCUCUGGUUGUGUCCCAUGUGCUUUUGGUACCUCUACUGCUGUUGCUGGUGUUUUUGUCCAUGCCUUAACUUUGAACUGUUUUCUCUAGGUUGAUGUUUAAAUAUUUUUUUAAAAUGUACAUUUUUCCAGUGUACAUUAAUUUUUUAUUUGCAUUAAUGCAGGACUUACUGCAGGUUGGGUGUUGUUGGAUAACUGUAAUUAUUUAAAGUGGCUUUUCUUGAGAUGAUAGACGGAAAUGGCCUGAAAAGGAGGACAUAACCCUGCUUAGAGUGAAUGUUUUAAUUGAAUACAUAAAGCAACUUAAAUUAAUAGUUUUCUUACUGAUGUAUCCCAUUUUCUAGAGCUCAAGAUGGUAUUAUAGCACAGCUUAUUUUGCUGUCACUUUUUAAAUAUAGGAGUGAUUAGCCAUUUGAACAGCUUCUGAAGCUGCUGGAGCCACAGGGCAUAGACACCUGAUGGCUGGGAUCUGUGGGAUUAAUUCCCAAAUGUGGGAACAAAGAUCUUAUUUCAAGGAUAAAAAACUUCCUUGAGUUUAAUGGCCAUGAAAAACAAUGCAAUAAAAAAUGGUAGUGUGUUACUGUGUUUGUGAACAAUCAUGCUGUAGUUCUAGAGUUCUUCUGCCCAUUUUCUUUAAUAGACUAAUUCUGGGUGGUAUUACUUAGUUUUUGCAUCGGACCUUAUGUAGGAAAGCUGAUGGUAUUCUCUCCCAAAACCACACUGCUAGAGUAAAUUCUCGAGGUAUUUUUUCAAAUAUUCCAACUUUUUAAAGCCAUAUCUGCAAAACAGAAAAUGUGUCCAAUGGGACUCCUCUGACACAGUGAGUAAGAUUACUGACAUCAGACGGAGCAUUAAUGGCAGAGCCUUGUUUUGGGAAAGCAUGCCAUGAGGGGUAAAGGAAUGCCAUUAAAAUGGAGAAUUCCAGUGAAAAGACAGGUGAUAAAUGAUUAUACUGUCCUGUUCAGAGUCUAUUAAGGAACCGAUUGUUUCAUGAUUUCUCCUGGGACUAACACAGUGUGUGUGGUGGUGAAUGUUGCACUUGCCCAUUACUCAACCCCUAUAACUUUUUUGACACUAAGGCAAUAUUAAUCAUAACAUAAACCCAAUAGUACCCGUUAUUACUACUCUGUGGCAUAUGUAGUCUCUCUCCUUUAUUUAUCCAGUAGUGAAAUGGUUGGUUAUACCAUCGCUAAUCAUCUGAUGAGAGGAGAGAUGGUAGUGUUUUUUCUAAUAUAUUUUUUUUAGAGAAACGUUUAGAUACAACAAUAACCACUAUGAACAGAUAUUCUCAGAAAACGUUAUUACAGAAAUGGGCAAAAUACCUUCCUGAUUUUUUUUAGUGCUUUGUUCAAUAAACCGUUUUGUUUCAACUGCUUAAAACACCUUUAUUGUGUGAGCAACUCAUUUCUUUGAGCCUUAAAAAGGCAAUAAAUUCAACACUGUAGUGAAGGCUGUAAAUAAAAAUGCAAUUGUAUAUUUAGACAGGUUCUAUCUAUCAUUGUAAUAAUAAGAAUGUUUUCUUGAAUGCAGGCAGCUGUCUUGCAUCUAUUCAGGAUUUUUUUAAAAUGAUGUAAUCAAACCAAUAAAGCCCUUUCUGGGCAGUCAGUUAAACUAAAGUGUGUGACUUUGACCCCUUAAAUUACAUUCAAAACCCUGGUAUCAAUAGAUUAAAUAUUUAAAACAUUUUGCAAGCGUGUCAAAUGUAUGAGUAUUUUGUUUGGUUGAUUUGCAAGUUUGUAGUUUUCCCUUAUUGUUCAUAAGCCAGUGUCCCGAGAUUUUUCCACUCUGCCUUGCAGCAUACUGUGAAAUGAGGCACUUAGUUUGUUUUUUGUGGGGUUCGGAAAAAGAUCCCUCAAGUUUUUGUCCCACACUGUUUUCAAAAUGUACUGAUGCUUGAAUUCUUUUCUCUCUGGGUGUUCACAAUGCUGUAGACAGUAAUAGGUCAUUUGUCUUUUUGGUUCACUUGCUGUGAUUGGUCCUAUUCUAUGGACAAGAUCUGCCUCAGAAGUAGCCUCAUGACUUUCACUAACAAGGACUUAACUAAUAUUUACCUCAGAGAAACCAUCAGUUAAGACAUUGUUCGCAAAAUGAUGAAACAGCUAAGUAUGAGGUUAAGUAUCAGAACAUUGGUAUCUGUUCUUUUACAUGAACUUGGAAACCUGAUGUGAUCUAUGCUUCUGUGUUCACUUUAAACUUUGCACAAGAGCCCAUUGCUGACGAAACAUAGUAUGUUGCCAGAUAGGUCUGUCAUGCAAAUUGAUUGCAAACAAGUCAGCAUUGGCGCAUUGCUGCAAUGAGCAAAGGGUAAAAGAGUUCGAAAUGUCAAUAUAAAAAUGUUUUUGGAACAAUGAUGUCUCCACCAAUAAUGAGAGGUAAAUAAUCGUUUUGUGCUCCACAACCAAUUGAGUUUAGCAAAUACAUGAAGUUUUAAAUUACAAAGUAACUGAGCCAAUAACUCUAACUCAAAACUAUUGGCCUCUCUGUCUUACUUGUUUCAACAUUAAAGCAAAUGUCCAGGACAUGAACCUACUUUGUAUGCUGAUGGUGAAAACUUUUAAUUCUUAUUUGAAAAGCAUUUGUCUUCAAUUUUCCAACUUAAAAUUAGAUUUUGCAAUAUUUUAUAUUUCAGAAAUGUUGAUAUUGCUUAACUGUGAAUAAGCUAUUUUUUAGCAACAAUUUGACUUCAGCAUGCCUGCAUUUACAGCUGUAAUAUAAGAUUGAAAAUGUUUUCAGUAAUAGAUAUUACUCAUGAAGCUUUUGAUUUGGAAAAUAAUUUAAUAUUGUGUAUUUAUGUACAAUUUUUUUCAUCCGUCAUCCUCCUAUUCCCUUUUCUGAGUCUUCUGAAAAUGAUUUUUAAAUUGAAGGAAUUGUCUUUUACAUUCCGAAAUAAAUGUUGACUGAAAUGCUGAAGAAUUUAUUCCGCUUCAUUUUUUUCUUCUUUUCAAAGCAUGUACUUUCCAAGUGUGUUUUUUUUUGUUUAACUUCUUGUUAUUAAAAAGAAACACAGCGCUAAGACACUCACUUGGGGUGUAGCAGGAUUCCUUCAAGGUUUUUGGCUGCCUUGUUCAUCUGUAAUAAAUUGGGUGUCCUGUAA